GAAGAAGAAGAGGCGUAUGAGAGGUGAUUGAUCAAGCAGUCCUAUGGAGGAGGAUGGAAUAACGGGGACAUUUAUAGAGAGGACACUCUACAGAGAACAGCACAGUCCAUGGCCGGGAGAUGAGGAAAACCUCAGAGGAUUGUCUCACUUUUGUCUCCAGACUGGAAAGUAGAAGAUGAGGACAUCACACAGUAUAGUCCAGGAUAAAACCCGGCUGCCCUCCAAUGUCCAUCCGGCACCCACCCAGUGUAAGAUGACCAUCGGAUUCCUCGUAUCCUGAGGAACCUCAAGACUGUGCGGGACCGGGCCGGCCUUACCAACACGGAAGAGCUUCUCCUGUACUGAGUGCGGGAAGUGUUUUCCAUUCAAAUCCAAACUUAAACGUGCAUAAAGAUCUCACACAGGGGAGAAGCCAUAUUCUUUGCCCUGAAUGCGGGAAAUGUUUUUCACAAAGGUCCAAUCUUUACAGACAUCAGAGAUCGCAUACGGGGCAAAAGCCGUAUUCCUGUCCUGAGUGUGAAAAAUGUUUUUUACGGAAGUCCAAUGUUUACAAACAUCGGCGGUCUCACACGGGGGAGAAGCCACAUUCCUGUCCUGAGUGCGGAAAUGUUUUUCACAGAAGUUCUACUCUUUACACACAUCAGAGAUCUCACACGGGGGAGAAGCCUUAUUCCUGUGCUGAGUGCGGGAAAUGUUUUUCAGUAAAGUCUAAUCUUUAUACACAUCAGAUCUCACACUGGGGCCAUAAAACGGUGUCCUGUCCUGAGUGCGGGAAAUGUUUUUUUCAGAUAAGUCCAAUCUUUACAGACAUCAGAGAUCUCACACGGGGAGAAGCCACUUUCCUGUCCUGA
Molecule: messenger RNA, 851 nt
Organism: Staurois parvus
Lineage: Eukaryota; Metazoa; Chordata; Amphibia; Anura; Ranidae
Source: the annotation of a GenBank genome assembly